AUGCAGCAGUAUGACAAUUAUAUUUCUUCAGCCAAGCUUGAUCAAGCAGAGGAUUAUUGGAGUGUUGGGAAUAAACCCCAUUUCAGCUGGAUACUAAGGAAGUUGAUCAAGCUUCGCGAGGAGGCCAGUGCUCUGUUUCUUGCUUCUGUAAACUGGGCACAGGUUAAGGGUGGUUGGAUUUGGGACAGAAUCCGAGAAAGAAAGGAUAAGGUGAUAUGGCAUCGGCUAAUCUGGUUUCCUGCUCAUGUCCCUAAAUAUUCUCUGAUCACUUGGAUGGCAAUCCUUGAUAGGUUGUCUACCAAAGAUAGAUUGGCUAGGUUUGGCGUGAUGACAGACCUUGGUUGCAGACUUUGUGGUGCUGGACUGGAAUCAAGAAAUCACCUGUUCUUGGAAUGUUCUUAUUCGAAAGCAGUUUGGGAUUCCAUUUUGCAUGCUUGUAGGUUGCAACAGCAGGAUUCUAGCUGGGAUGACUUGCUUGGCUGGAUGGCUUGCAAUUGGAAAGGUAAAUCCUUGUUAGUUCACAUUCUAAAACUAGCAUGGACUGGAUUCGUUUAUUUUACAUGGGAAGAACGCAACUAUCGUAUUUUUAGGGGAUUGUCGCGUUCGCCUGAUACAAUUGUAGAUAUUAUAAAAGGAGCUGUUAGAACAAAAUUGUAUAGGCACGAUAUGAAUAGAGUGGAUAAUGUAAAUAGACAACUUUGCAUUGAUUGGGAACUCAUGUAA
Hibiscus syriacus is the source of this 723-nucleotide messenger RNA. RefSeq lists its product as uncharacterized. The transcript has 2 exons. NCBI's taxonomy places the organism in Eukaryota, Viridiplantae, Streptophyta, Magnoliopsida, Malvales, Malvaceae. The record is from RefSeq and is a predicted model, not a curated record. Bases 1 to 723 code for a protein of 240 amino acids.